Acanthosepion pharaonis is the source of this 1353-nucleotide messenger RNA. The record is from the annotation of a GenBank genome assembly. NCBI's taxonomy places the organism in Eukaryota, Metazoa, Mollusca, Cephalopoda, Sepiida, Sepiidae.
AUGCACAGAUGUAGACAGGCAGACAGCCGGACAGAUGAAUGUCUGGCGGCGAUCAAACCAAAAUUGCCGCCAUCUUGCUCGGUCUUCUUGUAUUCGGUCGUCGGAAGCAGACGAUCAUUUUAUCAUUCUAUUUUUUUCUUUUUUGUUCUUAAUACCUUUAGGCUGAGCUCCACCAAGGCUAGCGAGAGCGGCAUUGUGGACGACCUCCAGGCGGUCAAAGACGAUGACGACGAUAACGACGACGAUGAAGAUGACAAACUGCCUUCUGGUCAUGACUACGACACGGAGAGAUUGAAAGCCUUUAACAUGUUUGUCCGUUUAUUCGUGGACGAGAAUCUUGAUAGAAUGGUGCCCAUAUCGAAACAGCCCAAGGAUAAAAUCCAGGCGAUAUUAGAAGCAUGUGACAGACAAUUCCCUGAAUUUCACGAAAGGUCGCGAAAACGGAUCCGGACAUAUCUAAAGUCUUGCCGUCGGAUGAGGAGGUCUAAAGAACAGAACGGCUGGGAACCGGUCCCUUCGACGCUAGGAAUGAGAUCGCCUCCUGUCGACAAACAUAAAGUCCAAAAGCUUCGCCCCACACCUCCCCACCUGACGUCAGCAGCCGCGGAAGGUAUCCUAGCAACGGCAUGUGAGAAUGAGAGCAAUAAUGCUAAGCGGAUGCGAAUGGGGUUGGAACCGCUGCCCGCAAGCGCAGUUCAGCAGAUGAACAACAACACUAGCGGAAGCGGCGGCGGUGGCGGUGGCGGAGGCGGCAGCAGCGUCGGAGUUGGUGGCGGCAACAACAGCAGCAGCAACAACAACAGUAGCAACAAUAGCAGCAGCAACAACGCCAACAAUGGCGGUAGCGUUAACCUUAGCAGCGGCGGUGGAGGUGGCGGUGGCGGCGGCGGCGGUAAUGUGACCCCGUCCUGCCAGACCCCAACGGGCCAGAACCAAGCCCACGCGCUCACCCAGUCAAGCCAGCCGCAAUCCCAAACGGCCAGCAUCGACCGAUCGGCGCCGCCCACGGGAAACGAUUUUAUCCGGCAUCAGCCGCCAACGUUUCGACCACCACCGGAGUUCCACCCUCCGUUUUUCACCAACAGUAAUGGUAUCUUUCGACCGGGUUUCACGACAAGCUACCAGCAUCCCGCACACCAUCAUCCGCCAGUAAUUCAACACACCCCACUCCAACACAAUUCAGUACAAAACGGUCCGACAGAUUUGAGCAUGAAAAAGCAAAACUCGAAAAACCAGCUUAGUACGAGUGAGGUGGCUACCAUAAAACAACUGAUCGCAGGAUACAGAGAAUCGGCAGCCUUUCUCUAUCGGUCGGCAGACGAGCUUGAGCAGUUAUUAUUGCAACAAAAUUAA